Molecule: messenger RNA, 2263 nt
Organism: Brassica oleracea var. oleracea
Lineage: Eukaryota; Viridiplantae; Streptophyta; Magnoliopsida; Brassicales; Brassicaceae
Product: putative cyclic nucleotide-gated ion channel 19
Exons: 11
Coding region: 5-2263 (752 amino acids)
Biological process (GO): transmembrane transport; monoatomic ion transport
Cellular component (GO): membrane
Molecular function (GO): monoatomic ion channel activity
Source: RefSeq, a predicted model, not a curated record
GAACAUGGCUUACCCGAACGAGAGCGACGAGUUUCCCAUGCUUCGUCAAGUUCCAGAAGCAAGAUCUCGUGCUCAAAGUAGGGCUUUACACUCGAGGAAUCGUAGCGUUUCCUUCUCUGAUUCAACUUACUCCACUAACAGAGUUGAAAACUCAAGUGGCCCUCGUCGAACACAGAGUAGACCAUCUCCUUCAGUGCACAUGAGUGGUCCUCUUUACGAUACUCGUAGACCACCUGAUCAGUCUUUCUUCCCGCCCUCUCCUGUUCAACCUCCUGAAUCCUCCCUCUCCUCCUCUACCACCGUUGAUAUUCCUUCCGAAGAAGUUGUUGAAGCCCUCUUGAAAAACGCAAAUCUAUUGAAAUCUGGACAGCUAGGGAUGUGUAACGAUCCUUACUGUACUACUUGUCCUUCUUACUACAACCUCCAAGCUGCUCAGUUUCACACUUACGGAGUAGUUUCUGACUCAAGGACCCAAGUAAAUGCUACACACAACCGCCAAGCUCUGCAUGAUUAUGAUAGAGGCUGGGAUAAGCUGUUUGCUUCCUAUGUUCGUAGAUGCGUACCUGGAAUCAUAAAUCCUCAUUCCAAAUUCGUUCAAAUGUGGACUCGUUUCUUAGCCUUUUCAUGCUUGCUGUCUAUCUUUAUAGAUCCUGCCUUCGUAUACCUCUUAUUAAUCAGAGAUGACAACAAAUGCACAGAUAUUGAUUGGCCUAAGGCGACAAUAUUUGCGUUUCUGAGAAGUAUGUCGGAUUUUAUAUUCUUCAUUAACAUUCUGCUUCAGUUUCGGUUGGCUUAUGUAGCUCCUGAGUCUAGAAUAGUUGGUGCUGGCCAGUUAGUUGAUCAUCCAAGAAAAAUUGCUUGUAAUUACUUGCGUGGAAAGUUUUUUCUUGACCUGUUGAUAGUCUAUCCUGUGCCACAGAUUAUGAUAUUCUCGAUACUACCCAAGUCAGAAUUUGAGGAGAACACUGUAAUUGCCUUAUUUCUAUUCCAGUACAUUCCAAAGCUAUACAGGCUUCUUCCACUAAUUGCUGGACAAACACCGACCGGGUUCAUAUUUGAGUCAGCUUGGUCUAAUUUUAUAAUUAAUCUUCUCACCUUCAUUCUUGCUGGUCAUGCUGUUGGUUCUUUCUGGUAUCUUGCAGGGCUCCAGAGAGUUAAGAAAUGCUUGUUACAAGCUGGGAAUUUUACGAUGGAUGAACGUAGAUAUAUUAUAGACUGUACUUCUGGGGAUAGCAAUCUACGAGCUCUCUGGAGAGAUAGUGAGAGUGUUAAUGCUUGUUUUCAAGAGAGUGGCUUUUCAUUUGGAAUCUAUUUGAAUGCAGCCAAUCUUACCACUGAACCUAAUAUCUUCACAAGAUUCAGUUUCUCUCUGUUUUGGGGAUUCCAGCAAAUAAGCACACUUGCUGGAAACCAAACCCCAAGUUACUCACUGGGGGAGGUUUACUUUACGAUGGGCAUCAUUGGACUAGGGCUUUUGCUUUUUGCGCGGCUUAUCGGUAACAUGCAUAACUUCCUUCAAGCUCUUGAUAGAAGGAGGACGGAAAUGAUGCUGAGACAGCGUGAUGUGGAGCAGUGGAUGAGCCAUAGACUGUUGCCAGACGAUAUAAGGAAGAGGGUGCGAGAGGCUGAGCGGUUCAAUUGGGCUGCAACUAGAGGAGUUAAAGAGGAGCUGAUUUUUGAGAAUAUGCCUGAUGAUAUUCAGAGAGAUAUAAAACGCCAUCUCUUCAAGUUUCUCAAGAAGGUGUGGAUAUUUUCUUUGAUGGAUGAAUUGAUCUUAGAUGCCAUCCGUGAGAGGCUGAAACAAAGGAGGUACAUAAGGAGUAGCACGGUGUUGCGCCGUAAAGGUCUAGUUGAGAAAAUGGUAUUCAUAGUGAGAGGUGAGAUGGAGAGCAUUGGAGAAGACGGUUCUGUUCUGCCAUUGUCACAAGGAGACGUUUGUGGUGAAGAACUCCUCACUUGGUGCCUCGAACGCUCUUCGGUAGACCCUGAUGGGACGAGGAUAAAGAUGCCGACAAAGGGUUUGGUUAGCAACAGAAGUGUUAGGUGUGUGACAAACGUGGAGGCGUUUUCGCUGAGUGUAGCAGAUCUUGAAGAUGUAACGAGCUUGUUCUCUAGAUUCCUAAGAAGCAAUCGAGUGCAAGGAGCCAUAAGGUAUGAGUCUCCUUAUUGGAGGCUACGAGCAGCUAUGCAGAUUCAAGUGGCUUGGAGAUACCGAAAGAAACGUCUUGAGAGAAGAAAACAGAAUGGUGAAAUGGAUGAGUGA